ACCAUUUUAUCACAAUUCACAAAUAAAGUUGCUACAUAAUUUGAAUCAAGGAUUACUUUAAUAUCCCUGAAAUCCUACUAAACAACGGGAAUUUAUUUCAUCAUAUUUGCAAUAAAAAAAGAUAGGAUUCAAGAAACAAUAGUCACAAUCAUUACAUACAUCAAAAUAUAUAGCCUUAAUAUUUUAUUUUGGCAACAAUUAUACCAAGCUUGAUUGGGACAAAUGAAAUACUAAAUGAGUGGUGACCAUGUGCACGUCUACCCAACAAUUAAUUAGGUAACACAACUUUGCUACAAAAUUAAAUUCAUUCUACAUUAUGUAUGCAAUUUCACACAUCAUUUAGUAAACCUUCGAUAAGAGCAAUAAUGAAUUUGAGCAAAAUAUUGUAGAAAAUCAAAAAACAAAUUGUAAUCUCACUCAUCUUCCUCGCACACGCACAAAGAUUUUGUGUUAUAUUACCUCCAUCCACCAAAUAUAGUUAUGAUAAUUGAUAUGAAUAUCACUUAUUUUAAAGCCAGAUUGAUUAAAUAAGAGAGAGAUGAAGAGAAAAACAGAACUAUUUUUCGUGAAUGGAGGUAGUUUUUAACAUAAUAGAGUAGUUAGUAUGUGAACACAUAGUUACCAACAUAAUUAAUUAUGUAUAUAAGACUAAAGGAGACUCUCCACACACAAGUUUGAGUAGAACAGAAACAGAAAGAUUUGAGAAAUAGAGACAGAGAGAGGUGCUUCUUACAAGAGAUGAACUAAACUGGGAGAGGAGAGGUACCUGGCUUCAACAUGGACCCUGCCGUGGCGUGUACCCCUGCCCGUUCGCCUUCUCAGCAGGACCAGAGAACCAUCGCAAGCUUUAUCGAAGCACAAGGUGAGACAGAUUGGUUCAGUGAGUUCAGCUUCAACCCCGAAUCCGAGUUUGGGAACAAGGUGAUGGUCGUUGUCGAUAACAGCCAUGAAGCUAGAGUGGCGCUCGAGUAUGCACUGUCCAAGGAUCUCCAGAGCAACGACACGAUUGUUCUGUUACAUGUUGCCAGAAUAAAUGAGAAUACGAACAGGGAGAUUGAUCCAAAGGCAUACGAUCUUCUGAACACUAGCAAAAAUAUAUGUCAACAAAAAAAACCUGAGGUGCGUGUGGUGAUGACAGUCAGGGAAGGGGUGGACAAGGGGGCGACCAUUGUUGAAGAAGCAAAACAGGAAAGGGUCUCGUAUUUGGUUCUUGGACAAAGAAAAAAAUCAUUUCUAGGGCGACUACGGAUGUUUUGGGCAUACAAGAGAAACGAGAGCGGAUUCGUGGACUACUGCAUCCAGAAUGCUGAAUGUAAGACAUUCUCAGUAAGAAGGAGAAACAGAAAAAUCGGAGGAUUUCUUAUUAAUACCAAACAUCUCAAGAACUUUUGGCUUCUGGCCUAGGAUAUCAGUACAUUCAUAUUUGGAGCUUCAACGAAAUACAGUGAUAUCAAUCACCAUGCUUGGAAAGAAGAAGAUUUGAAGUGAAAUGAUUUAAUUAUAUGAGUAAUAAAUUCAGCAGCAAAUUGUUGUUAUGAAAUAUUAGGAACAAAAUCAAGCACAAGAGUUGACUAUGAAA
This is a messenger RNA of Salvia splendens (bonfire salvia), 1579 nucleotides long. RefSeq lists its product as uncharacterized. Bases 778 to 1404 code for a protein of 208 amino acids. The transcript has 3 exons. Lineage: Eukaryota; Viridiplantae; Streptophyta; Magnoliopsida; Lamiales; Lamiaceae. The record is from RefSeq and is a predicted model, not a curated record.